AACACCAUUCAUGCGGAAUGAUCGCUCCUGGAUAUUUCACUCAAGUGUUAUAAUUUGCAACUUUAUCAUCCAGGAUUUCUCCAACCAAAUGCAAUCGAGAUUCGCAUAUUCUAGGUCCAAGUGAUGGCCCUGGCUUGCGGUGGUGGACGCCUUGGCUGCGUGCCGGCGCUACGAUUGCGAUUGCGAGUACUAGCGCGAGCUCUUUCCUCGGGCGAUGUGCAAGGCGAGUGUGGUAAUGGUUUUCAUAGCACCCACCGCAGGAAUUUCCUCCUGGCUGGAGGAUCGCUCAUUCUCCACCAAAGCUGCGUCCACCACCAAGAGGCAAUCGCGGUGUCACAAACCCUCCUUGCGGGACGCGUUCCCGGCCUUUCCCUUCCUGACGAGAAUGGCAUCAGAACGUACCGAAGACCCGAUGAGAAAUCUGGCGGCCAUGGCGUGGGCUGGAGUCCCAUGAUACCAUACUCUUUCCGAGUUCCACAAAACUGGCAAGAGGUUCCCGUGUCUAUAGCGGACCUGGGUGGAACCGAGAUUGACCUCCGGUUUGCCAGCAGCGAAGAAGGCAGCAUCGCAGUCGUUGUGGCUCCCGUGAGGAGAUUUUCAGACACAAUCGAUGACAAUGCCAAGAUCGAAGAGAUCGGACCACCAGAGAAGGUGAUCGACGCGUUCGGGCCAGAGGUGACCGGCAAGAACAUCGAGGGCAGCGUCAAAGACAUGGAAGUGAAGCAGUACGAUGGGAGAACUUACUACCAGUACGAGCUGGAGCCACACGUACUCAUCACGGCAACAGCCGCUGGGAACAGGCUCUAUCUCAUGUCUGUCAACGCGAGCGGACUCCAAUGGCGGAAGCAUGCCAGGGAACUGCGAAGCAUCCAGGAUUCGUUCAGAGUUGGCUGAUUCACAUCAAGCCUUAACAUUGUUUCUAGUUGUAGAUUACAAGAGUCCAGAUGUUUCUAUAGAGCGA
Selaginella moellendorffii is the source of this 961-nucleotide messenger RNA. Its product is annotated as psbP domain-containing protein 4, chloroplastic. Gene Ontology annotation, cellular component: extrinsic component of membrane; photosystem II oxygen evolving complex; photosystem II. Gene Ontology annotation, biological process: photosynthesis. The transcript is spliced from 5 exons. Bases 124 to 894 code for a protein of 256 amino acids. Gene Ontology annotation, molecular function: calcium ion binding. The record is from RefSeq and is a predicted model, not a curated record. Lineage: Eukaryota; Viridiplantae; Streptophyta; Lycopodiopsida; Selaginellales; Selaginellaceae.